AUGUCUGAACGCGUGCAGUACGAUGUCGAACUGUGCGAUGGGAACAGUGUACCCGAGUCAGAACUCCCAGCUGGGGGGAAAGAUUUCAGGGAAUUUGUACCGAUGGUCGAUGCGGUAUUACAGUCCAACGUGGAUUCCCCUGCGGAACAGGUAGAUUUCGAACAAGUGAAGACUCAAUUGGAGGAAGUGUUUGUUUAUAACCUGGACCCUUAUAGGAAGGAGCUGUUUUCCAUCAUUGAGCAGCGUUUACAGUUGCUAAGGGAUAGCGAAAUCGAUGAUACGACAGCGGCAGACUCGUUCAAUGUCCGCCAGGCGUUUCUAGGAAAGGUGACCCGCGAGAACAUCGAGAACAAGAUACAUAAGCCCUCGAAGAAAUCCAGGAAGAUCAAAUCCAGGAGGUCAAGACACAACGAGCUGGGCAAGUUCCUACGAGAUCACCUUGGCGUGGAGCAGAUAGAGAGCGGUAUCGUGGAGGAUCGCGUACGAGAUUACGUUAACAGAAGCAAUUUGAGAAACGCUACGAACAGUGACGAGAUCAUCUGCGAUGCAAGGAUGCAGCCGCUGUUCGGAGAGAGGAUCACAGAAUCAGGUUUGAAUGCCGAGUUGAAGCAAUUCGUCUCACAGAUGAAGCAAAGGCUGGAUCAUCCAGUCGGAGCAAACGCAUCAUUAAUGAGCAUAGAACUCUUUUCAUCGUCGCAAGAGGAUAACCACAUCAUGGACUCUGAGAAUGACACGUCUACACCGAGUUCGGCAGCAUCGGACACGUCCGCGUCAGAAACGGAGGAUCCCGCAUGGCCGACAGCACCAGCCUCUGAAGACCGCGAAGAUACGGUAGUGCUGACGGUUCGCGGUGAUCGCAGCAGCGGAAGCCCACAUUCGGACCUCGAUUCCGCGUCGGAAUCAGAUUGA
Messenger RNA from Huiozyma naganishii CBS 8797, 909 nucleotides. RefSeq names its product Uaf30p (gene UAF30). Bases 1 to 909 code for a protein of 302 amino acids. NCBI's taxonomy places the organism in Eukaryota, Fungi, Ascomycota, Saccharomycetes, Saccharomycetales, Saccharomycetaceae. The record is from RefSeq and is a predicted model, not a curated record. The transcript has a single exon.